This is a messenger RNA of Petromyzon marinus (sea lamprey), 5791 nucleotides long. Lineage: Eukaryota; Metazoa; Chordata; Hyperoartia; Petromyzontiformes; Petromyzontidae. The record is from RefSeq and is a predicted model, not a curated record.
UAAGCGACGUCGUCCCUGUCUCCCCCCUGCAGGCCUCCGCAGGCCGUCGUCACCGCCAGGGGCAAUGAAGCCCAGUCGGCGCGGCGGCACCACCGGCGUCACGCUCCCGGCCGCGCUGGCGAUUGUCGCCGUCCUCCUGCCCUUGUGCUCCACCGCCGUCGCCACGCCGUUCUCGCCCGACGUGGAGCUGCAGAAGAUGGUGCUGGAGCCGAACUCGGGCGCGCUCAUCGUGGCCGGCGACAACACCCUGUUCCGGCUGGCGCCCGACCUGAGCGUGGAGCACACGGAGGAACUCUGCUGCUCGUCCUCCUCCUCCGCCGCCGCCGCCGCCGCCUGCCCCAGCAUCACCUGUUCCGGCGGCGCUUCCGGCCAGCCCUGUCGCAACCCCGUGAUGUUGCUGACGCUGCUGCCCGGCGCCGCCGAGCAGCUGGUGGUGUGCGGCAACGCGACGUGCGGGCCGCUGGAGGCGGGCGCCUGCGAGGUGCGCUCGUCCGCCAACCUGUCGCGGGCGCUCCACUCCAGCGCCAAGUACUGCAACUACAGGUACACAAAGGUGGCCGGCGAGCAGAGCGCCGCGGUGGCGGUGGCGGCGCCCGGCGGCGGCGCGGGGCACGUCCUCUACGUGGGCCUGGGCCACGCCAACUCGUUCAGGGGCCACCCGCUGUCCAUGCAGGACUUGACGGGCAACGUGCUGUGCAGGAUGGACCACGCGUCCAUGGCGCUGUGCAACCCGUACGGGCUGUACGAGCACCUGUUCGUGGCGGCCUUGGCCACCGAGAGCCACGCCUUCUUCGUGUUCCAGCGGAGGAACGGCACGAGUAAGGCGGUCGCCGGCGCGAGCCACCCGUACCUCACCUACGUGGGCCGCCUGUGCCUCAACGACGUCAACUACUACUCCUACGUGGAGGUGCCCGUGCGGUGCGAGGCCCGACCCGGCGGCGGGCCCGAGAGGCUCGCGAGCGCCGCGUGGCUCGGCGAGCCGGGGGCCGCCCUGGCGGGAGGGGGGGCGACGCUGGUGGUCGCGUUCGUCGACGCGGGUGGCAGGAAGCGCUCGGCGCUGUGCGCCUUCCCGCUGAGCGCCCUCGACGCCAAGAUCGACGAGACAAGGCAGGCGUGCUACACCAAGCAGAGCCCCAAGAGCAACAACGACGUGUACCUCCCGUACCGCGAGAACGAGGGCGAAGACUGCACCGCCAACACGCCGGCGCACAACGUGGCACAGUGGCCGUGCGGGAGUGACCACCUGACCAAGAUCCUGGCGAGCCGCUCGGGGGUGUCACGGCGCCCGCUGCUCGAGCUCAACGUCACGCUGCUCUCCUCCGUCGCCGUGACGACCGAGAAUGGCCACACCGUCGCCUUCCUGGGCGACCACGACGGUUUCGUGCACAAGGCGUACCUGGGCCAGGGUGAGACGUCCCGUGUCUACGGGAAAGUCAAGGUCGGCUCUGGCCAGCGCGACCCCAUCAACAAAGACUCGGUGCUGGACCCCAAGGGGCAGCACCUCUACGUGUUGAACACGCGCGAGGUGCAUCGAGUGCCCGUGCAGCGCUGCGGAGCCAACAGAAACUGCCAAGACUGCCUGGCGUUGGACGACCCGUACUGCGGCUGGUGUGUGCUGCAGGGCAGGUGCUCGCGCAAGACCGAGUGCGAGCGGGGAACCGAGCCCGGCUGCUGGGUGCAGACCUACGAGCGCACGAGCUGCCCCACCAUCGCCUCCGCCAGUCCCCACAGCCUCAGCAUCAAGCUGCCACCCAUGUCGGUGACGCUGCACGUGCCGGCGCUCCCGGCGCUGCACGAGGGGGAGCGGCUCACGUGCCACUUCGACGCGUUCGAGUCGCCCGCGACGGUGGCGGGCGCCGACGUGACGUGCGCCCAGUCCCUGCCGCUCGACGCCAUCCCGGCCAUCCCGCCCAACAGCGACCACGUGGACGUGCGUGUGGAUGUUCGCUACGGGGAGGUGAGCGUGGCGCUCGCUCUGCUGCCGUUCUACGACUGCGAGCGGGUGGUGCGGGACGACGCGACGAGCCCGUGCGCUCACUGCGUCACGAGGCACUGGACGUGCAGCUGGUGCCCUAUGGAGUUCAAGUGCACGCACGAGCGCCAGUGUACUUCCGCCCACACGGUGACGAACAGCGACGAUUGCCCUGCGAUCGACAAGGUGCUGCACUCCCUGGUGCCCACGGGGGUUCCUCGCCACGUCCGCAUGACCGCUCGCAACCUCCACCUGCUGGACCACGUGAAGGAGGUCACCUGCACCGUGCUGGUGGAGGGUCGCACCGUCACCAGCCUCGGCAGCGUCGACGACACCGGCGCGGUGACGUGCGAUGCCCAGACCUACGAGUACCACACGGAGAGCAUGGAGUACCAGGCGGAGGUGUGGCUGGAGCUCAGCAAAGGUCACCGCCUUGACAACCAGCAGCGGCACAACGUGACGCUGUACGACUGCUCCAAGGUGCAGACGGACUGCAGCGAGUGCGCGGUCUCGGACGCGCGCUACGGCUGCUUGUGGUGCGCCCACUCGUGCCGCUACAACGAGAGCUGUGCCACCGUCUCCCCCGAGUGUCCGGGGCCCUUGGUGAAAUCGAUAGAGCCACACACGGGCGUGCUGGAGGGCGGCACCAUCCUCACCGUGCACGGCUCCGACCUCGGACGCUCUUUUGAAGAGGUGGUGUCAGUACUGGUUGGGAGCAAGCCGUGUGUGCCGCUGCAAGACCUCUACAGAGUCUCCAAGAGAAUCGUGUGCACGACAGGCAGUGCGGACAUCGUCGGCGAUGUGGCGGUGGUGGUGGAGAUCGCCAAUCGAGCGCCGGCCUCGUUCGAGCACUUUACGUACCAGAGUCCCUUCAUCACGAAGCUGGAACCGAGUGAGGGACCGGUAGAGGGAGGAACCCGCAUCACCAUCUUCGGGAAGCACCUGCUGACGGGAAACCGGGAACUCAUCGCCGCCUUCAUCGGGGACAGCCCGUGCAGCGAUCUGCGCAUGGUAGGGGUGGAGGAGGACGCGACCCUCGAGUGUUCCACGCCCAAGGUGCAGGAGAAGGUCUCCGCCGCCGUCAGCCUGCGCUACGGCGGCACCAGCGUCUCCAACGCCAGCGCCAAGGUCUUCGAGUACAAAGAAAACCCAAUCAUCAACGACUUCAACCCAAAAAGCAGCUUCUAUGGGGGUGGCCGCGUGAUCACGGUGAGCGGCUCGAAGCUGAACACGGCGCUCAAGAUGUCCAUGGAGGUGGAGGUGCAGCUUCCACGCCGGCGGCGCUCCCUGCACCCCUCCACAAUCUCGAGUCCCUGCGAGUUCCGCUCGGCGGACGAGGCCCUGUGCCCCUCGCCCACCGUGCCGGACGGCUCGACGAUGCUCCGCGCCUGGUUCCAGCUGGACGGUUUCCGCAGCGACGUCACGUCGCACCUGACGUACGAGGAGAACCCCCUGCUGUGCCGGCCUGGCACCGCGCCCUACGUCAUCAACGGGCACAACAUUCUCACCAUCAAGGGCAAGAACCUGAACAAGGCCAUGGAUAAGGAGGAGGUGGAGGUGACCAUCGGUGAGGAGCAGUGCAAGGUGGAGAUGAUGGACAGCUCCUCCCUCUACUGCAAGCCCCCGCUCACCCAGCCCAGCGCCAGGGCCGGAGGCGACGAGGCUGGCUAUGGGCAGGAGGAGAUUAUCGACCGAUCUCUGAACUGCACGUUGGCCACUUCCUCCACCUCCCGGCGGCGCCAGCGUCGAGACGGUGACGGCGACCUCCCCCAGCUCAUAGUGCACAUGGGCGUUCUGCGCUUCCCGCUGGGCCGCGUGCGCUACUCGACGGGCGACGGUCCGCUCUCCAAGUGGGCCAUCGCCGGCAUUGCCGUGGGCCUCCUCAUCCUGCUGCUCGCCAUCACCGCCCUCAUCCUCCUCCUCCGACACAACGCCAACCGUGAAAAGGAGAAGAUCCUCAUGGAGAUGACCAGAAUGGAGGACAAAGUGCGGGACAUGGUGCGGCGUGAGUUCGCAGACCUCGUGACGGACAUGUCGGACCUCGACGUGCUGGUGGACGAGACGGGCAUCCCCUUCCUGGAGUACCACCGCUACGUGGAGCGCAUCUUCUUCCCGGGGCAGCAGCAGCUGCUGUGCGAGGGGGCGCCUCCCGUGUCGCCCUCGUGGGACGCGGCGCUCACGGGCUUCCACAACCUCCUCAACAGCAAGCUCUUCCUCAUCAAGUUCAUCCAGACGCUGGAGAUGCAGCAUGGCGGCGUGAGCCAGGCCCACUGUGGGCGUAUCGCGUCGCUCGUCACCGUGGUGCUGCACGACAAGCUGGAAUACUACACCGACAUUCUCAAGACCCAGCUCAUCGCCAUCAUCGACCACGACGUCGAGACAAAGCCCAAGCUGCUCUUCCGCCGGACGACGACGGUGGCAGAGAAGAUGCUGACGAACUGGAUGUCGAUCUGCCUCUACACGCACCUGCGGGAGACGGGAGGCAAGCCGCUCUACAUGCUGUUCAAGGCCAUCAAGUACCACGUGGACAAGGGCCCCGUGGAUGCGCUCAUGCACAAGGCCAAGUUCACGCUGGACGAGAACUCGCUGCUCAAGAACAACAUCGAGCACAAGGAGCUGACCCUGAAGGUGAACCUGGAGGAGAUGUUUGCGGCCAACGGCGCGGUAGGGGAGGCGCCGGUGGCCACGGAGGCCGAGGUUCGAGUCCUCGACUGCGACACAGUCACCCAGGUGAAGGAGAAGAUCCUGGACCAUGUGUACCGCAGCGUGGGACACUCACAGCGGCCAAGCGCGAGCGGCCUGGAGAUCGAGCUGUGCUCGCAGAGGGGCGGAGGCAGCGGGCUCACGCUGUCCGACGAGGACAACACCUCGGAGUUGGAGGCCGGCGUCCGGCGGCUCAACACGCUGAGCCACUACAAGAUGUGGGACGGCAGCACGGUGAUGCUGGUACCGCGCAGUCAGAGGCACGUCAAGCCGUACAACCAGUACCACGACAGGCACUUGGCGGGCGAACGCACGUCGAUGCUGCGUCACAACGAGGAGGACGGUCUCGUGCCCUACCACCUCAUCAAGGCCACGGACGAGGACGAGGUGGACAAGAAACAGAGGCUGGUCAAGGAGCACGACCACGUGAUGGCCAUCCCGGAGAUUUACCUGACACGCCUCCUCACCGUCAAGACGGCGCUGCAGGAGAUGGUGGAGCGCGUGUUCCGGGGCAUCCUGAGCACGGACUGCGCCGUGCCGCACGGGGUGAAGUACUUCCUGGACUUCCUGGACGCGCAGGCCGAGCGCUACGACGUCAACAGCGACGUCCUGCGCAUCUGGAAGAGCAACUGCUUGCUGCUGCGGUUCUGGACGCUGCUGCUGAAGGACCCGCAGCUGGUGUUCGACGUGGAGGUGUCGGAGGUGGUGCGCUCCUCGCUCGACAUCAUCUCGCAGACCUUCAUGGACGCCUGCUCGCCGGAGGUCUACAAGAUCACCAAGGAAGCCCCCACGCGCCGCCUCCUCUUCGCCAAGGAGCUGCCGCAGUUCCGCAAGAUGGUGGAGAAGUACUAUGACGACGUGGCGCAGAUGGUGCCCGUGAGCGACCAGGACAUGAACUCGUGGCUCAACAGGCAGUCCUGCACGUACACGAGCGAGCUGGACAUGCGCGGGGCUCUGUACGAGCUGUACAAGUACGCGGACAAGUACUACGAGAAGAUCGCGGAGGCUCUGAAGGAGGACGCCACGGGGCAGCUCGCCGACCGGUUCCGCACGGCGAUGCGCGACAACCCGCCCAGCGGGCACUGACGCCGCCGCCGCCGCCACCGCCGCCCGCAC